Molecule: messenger RNA, 3650 nt
Organism: Labeo rohita (rohu)
Lineage: Eukaryota; Metazoa; Chordata; Actinopteri; Cypriniformes; Cyprinidae
Gene: abhd10a
Product: abhydrolase domain containing 10, depalmitoylase a
Exons: 5
Coding region: 217-1065 (282 amino acids)
Biological process (GO): protein depalmitoylation
Cellular component (GO): mitochondrion
Molecular function (GO): hydrolase activity, hydrolyzing O-glycosyl compounds; palmitoyl-(protein) hydrolase activity
Source: RefSeq, a predicted model, not a curated record
GCCAGCAUGUCUACUAGCAAAUAGUAUACAGUGGAUCAACACGAGGAGUGAUACGCUUUUUGUAUUAGUUUUAGGUUUUCCGCAUUGCAACAUAAAUGCACAGAUUGUAACAUUAUGGUGUCGUGAUGUAACUUACUGUUUCCGAUGUAGCCAUUUAAGCUUGAACUCUGCUAAAGAGGAGAUACAAAGGCGGAAGAGAGCACAGCUGCAGUGGACAUGGCUGAUACAACAGAGGAGAAAUCGUUUGUUUUUGAUGUGCUGUCAAAGCGCCGCCAACGACAAUUAUCAAGUGUUCGAAACAAGACCACGAUUCAGUAUGCUACACGGCCUGAUCUGCCAAAGCUGGCCUACAGGAAACUGAAAGGCAAGAGUCCUGGAGUGGUUUUCUUGCCUGGUUUUGCCUCAGUCAUGGGUGGACAGAAAGCGGAAGCAUUAGAGGAGUUCUGCAAGUCCUUAGGUCACUCAUACCUCAGGUUUGACUAUUCUGGCUGUGGCUCAUCUGAAGGGGAAAUGGGAAACUAUAACAUUGGUGCCUGGAAGAAGGAUGUGCUCUAUGUACUGGAUGAACUAGUAGAAGGGCCACAGAUUCUGGUGGGCUCCAGCAUGGGUGGGUGGCUGAUGUUGCUCGCCGCUCUUGCACGGCCAGAGAAGACGGCAGCUUUAGUGGGCAUCUCCACAGCUGCUGAUCACUUCGUCACAGCCUUCAACUCCCUACCAAUAGAGACAAAGAAGGAGAUCGAGGAACAGGGCUUUUGGAAGUUCCCUACUAAGCACACUGAAGAGGGUUUCUACACUCUGAGUGUGGACUUUCUGAAGGAGGCAGAGAACCACUGCAUACUCCAGAGCCCCAUCCCUGUUUCCUGCCCCGUUCGUCUGAUUCACGGCCUCAAGGACUCUGACGUUCCCUGGCACGUCUCCAUGCAGGUCGCAGAGCGGGUGCUCAGCAAUGACGUGGAUGUCAUCCUGCGCAAACAUGGGCAACAUCGCAUGUCAGAGAAAGAUGAUAUUAAGCUCAUGGUGUACACUAUUGAUGACCUUAUCGAUAAACUGACCACAUUAGGGUGAGAACGAGCGUGAGGACAAUGCGAAAGAUUGGAAUGGGGGAACCAGUGUGCAGGUAUCAGGGUUUUGGAGAAUAUGGUUUUGUGAAAGAAGCCAAAUGAAUUGAAUGAGAAAUCACCCAAAAUUCUAAUUUCUUUCCAGAGCCAUAUGACCUUCUUUCUUCCAUGGAACACCAUACAGCGACCAGGUGCUGCCAUGCUCGAAAUAGUCUAUUUGAGUCGUGUGCUGUAUUCCUUCUGUAAUAAUUUGAAGCUGUACAGCCAAAAUUUAAAGGAAUGGUUCACCCAAAAAUGAAAGUGUCCUCACCCUCAGACCAUCCAAGAUGUAGAUGAGUUUGUUUCUUCAUCAGAUUUGGAGAAAUGUAGCAUUGCGUCACUGUCUCACCAGUGGUUCCUCUGCAGUGAAUGGGUGCCGUCAGAAUGAGAGUCCAAACAGCUGAUCAAAACAUCACAGUAAUCCACAAGUAAUCCACACCACUCCAGUGUAUCAAUUAACAUCUUGUAAAGCCAAAAGCUUUGUUUUUGUAAGAAACAAAUCCAUCAUAUAAAUGUUUUUAAGGUCAAACCAUUGCUGCUGGACAAAAUAUGCAUCCUCUAUCCAUUAUAUUGCUUUCUUUAAUUUUUCAAAGUCAUCUCAUCUGAAUCAAGGGACAAAUCUGCACAGAUCAAGCACCAUGUACAAGCCAAAACAGUCUAGAACAAUUCUAAACAAAUUUGAUGUGGGAGACAACAGGAGAUGCAUUAUUAUGGAUUAUCUGCUCAUAUUUUAGCCUGAAGCAACAGUUUAAAGUUGAAACACCUUUAUGAUGGGUUUGUUUCUUACAAACACACAGCUUUUUAAGAUGUUAACUUAUGGACUGGAGUGGUGUGGAUUACUCGUGGAUUAUAGCAAUGUUUUUAUCAGCUGUUUGGACUCUCAUUCUGACGGCACCCAUUCACAUUCAUUGGUGAGCAAGUAAUGGAAUGCAAAAUUUCUCCAAAUCUGGUGAAGAAACAAACUCAUCUACAUCUUGGAUGGCCUGAGGGUGAGUACAUUUCAGCAAAUGUUAAUUUUUUUGGUGAACUACUCCUUUAAAUUGUUAUUCGCUGAAACUCUUGUCCUCUCCAGUGAGUCUCAUGCAAAUGCUUCAUAACCAAAUGCAACGUGCCAAGUUUGAUUAUGCAUGAGCAUUAAUGAGAUAUAAGAGCUAUGACAAUUUCAGUGAUUAUUUACUUUGGUAACACUUUACAUUAAGGUCUCAUUUGGUAACAUACAUUUUGUUAAUAUAUUAACAAGAACUAACAAUGAGCAAUGCAUUUUUUACAACAUUUAUUAAUCUUUGUUCAUUUUAGUUAAUAAACAAGUUGACAGUGCAGUACUGUUACAAAAACAAAAUCUGACCUUCAAAAUGUAUUGUUAAAUGUUGAGGUUAACAUUAAUUAAGAUUAAUAAAUGAUGCAGAAGUAUUGUUUGUUGUUAGUUCAUGUUAACUAAUGCAGCCAACUUAUGUUAACAAAUGAAACCUUAUUGUAACCUUAGUCACUUCAAUAUCAUCACAAAUCAAAAUGCUGAACCGUUGUAACAGCCACAAGAACUCCACAUCCAGUUUGCCUUGUUUUUUUUUUUUUCAUUAUUUCCUGUAACAUUUUAGUGUGAUCAUUGUUGUAAUGCUAUGUCAUGUAGGGCCUUGCAGAUUUUAUUGUGAGCUGCUUUCUCAGACCAAGACUGUAAGCAAUCAUGGACAAAGAAAAUGUUAUAUAGAAUUUACCAUAGAAGAACGGUAGACCAAAAUAAGGCCAAGAUAAGACACGUCACUUGGUGUAUUUGCGUCUUUUAUUUGGAUCUGUCUUUGUGUGUAUUUGAAAGAAAAAUCACUACAGGCAUUUUGACAUGCAAGAAUAGAGUGGCUAGUACACACUUCUCAUAUAACUAGGGAUUCAGCUAAUGGGACAGAGCAUAUUUAAGCAUUUUUAAGCAUUUCGCUUUGAGUUCCAUAUUUUGUGAUGAAAAAUUUACAGUCAGAACACUUCUGUGCUACACACUACAGGAUGAAGCACACAGUAUUGUUAUAUAAAGCCUUUUAUUUGGAAUGGGUGUGUAAUGUCAGGAGGGGUUUGAUUUCUUUGUUUUCAGCACCUGGUUUUGAUGCAGCCACAUAAUAAUAUGUCAGUGUCUACGUUUCAAGAUCCUAUUUUUUCUCUUGUUUAAUAUAUAUAUACAUAUACAAAAGAGCACUAUAUAUUUUUAUCUCUAUUUGAGUGGGGUUUUUUUUGUUUUUUUUCCAACUGUAAUUUAUGUGCUUGUCCUAGUUAUCCAUUGAUAUAGUCUGAUGGUAAUUUUUCUAGUUACAAAAGUUGUGUGUUCUUUUUACAUUUUAUUUUUGGAGCACAAAUGUUCCCAAAGUUUGAUUACCACAAGUAUUAUCACCUUUCUUUUUCUUUCAGCAUUGAAUGCUUUUUUAUUUAUCUCUUUCAUUUGUAGGGUUAAUUUUUGUUAGCUCAUAUUACAGAUUUUCAAAUGUUAUAAAGUUUAAAAUGUAUCACGUCAUGUUUUCAAAUAUGUAUAAACAUAGGUCUUUUUAUUAUUAAAAUGAAUAUUAAAAGACUGCA